This is a messenger RNA of Xyrauchen texanus (razorback sucker), 1051 nucleotides long. RefSeq names its product peptidase inhibitor R3HDML-like. Bases 116 to 880 code for a protein of 254 amino acids. NCBI's taxonomy places the organism in Eukaryota, Metazoa, Chordata, Actinopteri, Cypriniformes, Catostomidae. The transcript is spliced from 6 exons. The record is from RefSeq and is a predicted model, not a curated record.
CAAUCACUCCUCAAGGUAUGUGCUGUGAAGACCACUCCAGCUGAGAACCCCCGCGCUCUCCAGACUGCACGACUACACAUUCAUAACACCUGUAGCCAUCCAGACAGAAGUCUGUAUGAUGAAUUUGGCCUGGGCUUAUUUGUUCUUUGCUGCCAUCUUGUGGUCAAUGCCGAACACGACAACAGCACUGGCGAUUACCAGAUCAACUGAGCUACUUUACCUCAAUGAGGUUUCCAUUGAGGCUGCGCUGAACGUAAACAAGAACAGGAGCGACAUCGGAGCACAUCGAACCCGACGGAAACGCCACGUCUCCAGCAGAGAUAUGGCGGCUUUACUGGAUUAUCACAACCGCGUGCGCUCACAGGUCUUCCCACCCGCAGCCAAUAUGGAAUACAUGGUUUGGGAUGAGAGACUGGCUAAAUCUGCAGAGUCUUGGGCAUCUCAGUGCAUGUGGGGUCAUGGACCACCCCAUAUUCUGCGGCACACAGGACAGAACUUGUCCAUCAUCUCUGGAAGAUACAGAUCAAUCAUUGACCUGGUAAGAUCCUGGUACGAUGAAAGACACUCUUUCUCCUUCCCCAAUAGAUGCAGUGGAUCUGUCUGUACACACUAUACUCAGAUGGUGUGGGCCAGCAGCAAUAAGAUUGGGUGUGCUAUCAACAGGUGUUCAAACAUAUAUGUGUUUGGGAGUAUAUGGAAACAAGCCACCUUAUUGGUUUGCAACUAUUCUAUCAAGGGUAACUGGGUAGGAGAGGCUCCAUAUAAGUCAGGAAAACCAUGCUCUGCAUGUCCUUCAAGUUACGGAGGUUCAUGCAGUAAAAACCAGUGUGACUUCAGAACCAAAUCUAGGAAAAAUUUAAAUAGUUUCAAAAGCUUGUAAAAUGUUCACACUCUGCAGGAAACAUGAAUGCUUUGUUCCCUUUUAUAAAUCAAAGAAUUUAAAAGAAAAAUCUUUAUGGUGCAAGGUGUAUGCAAUCUUUAUUAAAAAUGUUCUUAUAUAAUAGAAAACCACUAAAACAUACAUUUAUGAUGCAUUUCUUCAAAAAGUAAA